Molecule: messenger RNA, 1363 nt
Organism: Sphaeramia orbicularis (orbiculate cardinalfish)
Lineage: Eukaryota; Metazoa; Chordata; Actinopteri; Kurtiformes; Apogonidae
Gene: grhprb
Product: glyoxylate reductase/hydroxypyruvate reductase b
Exons: 9
Coding region: 98-1177 (359 amino acids)
Cellular component (GO): cytosol
Molecular function (GO): NAD binding; glyoxylate reductase (NADPH) activity; hydroxypyruvate reductase (NADH) activity
Source: RefSeq, a predicted model, not a curated record
CCAAAGCCAAAAUCAGACACACAUAUACACACUCUCAAUUUGGAAGUGCUACUAUCAUCUCUCAGUUACUUGCCCACAGAUUUAUCCUCUCUUUGCAAUGUGGUACAGUGGUAUAGCAAUACGUCGACUGCAGCAGUUCUCACUCACUUCUUUGAAAACCAUUCGAAGUCCUACACAUAUCUUACAGAAGGAGAUGUCAACCCUGCCACGAGUGUAUGUCACCCGGCAGAUACCACCUGAGGGCCUGCGGAUCCUUCGUGAAUCUGGACAAGUUCAGUUUGAGCUGUGGGACUCAGACGACGUCCCUGUCCCAAGACAAGAGUUGCUUCAGAAGGUCAAAGGUGUUGACGCCCUGCUCUGUGUGCUGACAGAGAAGAUUGAUGCAGAACUGUUGGAUGCUGCAGGUCCGAACCUGAAGGUCGUCAGUACUAUGUCUGUGGGUUUUGACCACCUGUCUUUGGAGGAGCUGAAGAAAAGAGAGAUCCGUGUGGGUUAUACACCUGAGGUUUUGACUGAUGCUGUUGCUGAGCUGACUGUGGCUUUAUUACUUACAACCUCCAGGAGGCUCAUAGAGGCCACACAUGAAGCAAAGACUGGAGGCUGGGGAACAUGGAGAACCCUGUGGCUAUGUGGAUAUGAGCUGGCCAACAGCACUGUGGGAAUACUGGGCCUGGGGAGAAUCGGUGUGGCCAUAGCUGAGCGUCUUGCACCUUUCAAAGUGAAGAAGUUCAUCUACACAGACGUAGCCCCCAGACCUGAGCUGGCCAGUUUAAUCAAUGCAGAAUAUGUUUCUUUAGAUGAGCUGGCAAAGCAGUCCGAUUUUUUAGCUGUGUGCUGUGCUUUAACACCGGAGACAAAGGAGAUCUGCAACAAGGACCUCUUCUCCAAGAUGAAAAAUACAUCUGUUUUCAUCAACACAAGCAGGGGGGGUGUAGUGAACCAGGAGGACCUUUAUGAGGCUCUGUCCACUGGGCAAAUUGCAGCAGCUGGACUAGACGUUACCGUUCCUGAGCCGCUGCCCCCCAGCCACCCCCUGUUUACCCUCAAAAACUGUGUGAUUCUCCCUCAUAUCGCCAGUGCCUCCUACACCACCCGGAAUGCCAUGUCGGCCCUGGCAGCAAACAACCUCUUGCUGGGUUUGAGGGGUGAGCCUUUGAUCAAGGAGCUCAAGCUGUGAGAAGAAAAACUACUUUGACUAAACACUGAACAGUUUGGACCUUUAGGAUUGAAAUAAAGCUGGAGCUUUUAUUUUUGUAACAUGUGUCCUUAUUUCAGUUAGUUUUGACUCAUAACUUGACGCUACUUACUCUUUAAUUUCCAUGAUUUUUUUUCUGUUAAUGUGUUGUAUCGUUUAAUAAAUAUC